GACGACGCGCUUUGGGAUUCUGUAUCUCGACGCUCCAUUCGAUGCAUCGCGCUGCUCCAGUGACGCGAGGAUCUGCUGCGAAAGUUUAGUAUUGAUCCUGAGCUUGAACGGCGUAGAUCGUGCAAACUUUGACGUAGUUUCAUAGCGUAAAAUAAACCUACAUAUGUUUUGUUGUGUGAUGUGCAGUGUAGUUUUAUUUGGAAAAAAAGUCUACCGCGAGCUGCGAUGCAGAUAAGCCAGUGACGAAGAACAUAAAACGAGAACAUUCAAUACUAUUAGCGACAAGUGUUUACCCAUUCUUGGUUGAGUGCUAUUUAGAGAGGUUUUAGUUUUUUUCUUUAGUUUUCGGUAGUCACAUUAUACGAUAAGUGAAAGUGCACAAGAGGGAAGCUCCGAAUCCGAUCACUUUAGACGUGUGCUUUUGAAGGCCACAUUCGAGCGUGAAUUCGAUUGAUACCAAUAAUACUAUCUUCACUUAUUGGUAUUUGUAAUCAUUCCACCGCUGCUUAGUGUGUUUUGAUAGCGACGAUAAGCGAUUGAGAAAAAAAACAGUGAUAAUAUAGAAAUCAUCGUCAACAAUCAGUGAAUUUGCCAUGUCAACGCUGCUGAACUUGGACAGUUAUCGUCAUGAAUUAUUCGAGCAACAACAGCAGCAGCAGCUGUCGUCCUCGCCGACCUACUCGGUGCUCUCGAUGGAAUCUUCGACGUCGUCGCCGAGUGCCAAUGAGAAUAUCAACCAAAACUAUUCGAGCAAUUCUCCGUCCAGCACCAGUAAUAUGUCCCCACAGUCAACGCACAGCGAAACGAGUUCUUUUAAUAUGCAAAAUCUUAACAUUUCCACCGGUUACCACCACUACAGCCCCCAGACGGUGGGUGACGAGUGUAGACUGCAGACUUUUAAUUACUCCACGCAUGGAACCGUAACCGAGCAACCGCGCAUCGAACUGACCGUCCCGCAUCUAGUGAUUUUGGAGCAACCAGUGGACAAAUUUCGUUUUCGAUAUCAGUCGGAAAUGCACGGUACGCAUGGUUCUCUGAUGGGAGUCCACACAGAAAAAAGCAAGAAAACAUUCCCAUCCGUCGAGAUUCGUGGAUUCCAAGGGGAAGCGAAAGUGCGAUGUUCCCUGUACCAGGUGGAUCCGUCCAAAAGGGCAGCCCACUCGCAUCAUUUGGUAAUAAAGAGCGGUGAUAUCGAUCUGAACGAUCCACAUGAUAUCGACGUGAACGCCGAAACCGGUUACGUUGCAACGUUUCAGGGCAUGGGUAUAAUCCAUACGGCGAAAAAGAACAUCGCCGAGGAGUUGUGCAGAAAAAUCAAAAAGCAGCGAAUGGUCGAAAUGGGCCGAGAUCUCUCGCUUCGGGAGGAACAUCAGCUGCAGAAGGAGGCGGCGGAAAUGGCAAAGACGAUGAACCUGAAUCAGGUGUGUCUCUGCUUUCAAGUAUUUCAAGUGGACCAAGUGUCGGGUCGGUGGACCCAACUGUGCGAGCCAGUUUAUUCUAAUCCGAUAAAUAAUAUGAAAAGUGCUCUAACUGGUGAGCUCAAAAUCUGCAGGCUCAGCUCAACCUUUGGUAGCGUCGAUGGUGGAGAAGAAGUCUUCAUGUUCGUGGAGAAAGUUUGUAAAAAUAACAUCAAAAUACGGUUCUACGAGCUGGACGAGUUCGACCGGGAAAUUUGGCAAGGUUGGGGUUCCUUCUCGGAGGCGGACGUCCAUCAUCAGUAUGCAAUCGCCUUCAAAACGCCUGCCUACCACAACAAGGACAUCACCGAACCGGUGGAAGUGUGCAUGCAGCUGUACCGACCGCGUGACAAGUGCCAAAGUGAGCCGGUUCCGUUCAAGUUCAAACCCCGCCCCGGGAUGGUAACUUUGGCGAAUCAUUCACGCAAGCGGCAACGCGUUCACUCCGGAAAUGUUUCCUGCGAAAUUCCGACCGUCGUGCCGAACGAAAUCGUAGCCGGCCCGAGUCGGUUACCGCCACUGCAUCAACCGUUCCCAAUGGUGCAGACUCAGGGUCACCUACCGGAAGCUGGUACCAUUAGUAAGGAGUUCAAUAAGUCCGGUAUUAUUCAGGAAAUUCUGGAGAGCCACAUUCCCACGACGAUCGCCAGUGACAUCUCGUUUAGCUCGAAUGAUUUCAAAGAUUUCGUGCAUUGUAACUCGGAAGAGUUGCAUAAGCUCAUCAACGAGAUCGGGGAAGCGCAGGAGUUGGCAAAGCUAGAAACGGAUACCGUUUCGGCUGCCCAGGUGAACGGGGAGGCCGCUCGUUUCGAACGGGCCUUGGAGGCAUAUGCAAGCGAUAACCAGCAGGCAAAAGAUGUAGAUAUUCUCAAAAAGAUUCUAGCUAUUGUAAGGCUGUUUCGAAGUGACUACGACAGAUGUCGAGAGCUAAUAUCGGCUCUGUGGAUGUCAUCCAAUAAGCAGAAAGUCAAUUGUCUCCACAAGGCAAUCGAACGGCGAAACGUUACCAUCGUGUGCAAGUUGAUUGAUCUACUGCUGAACUAUCGGCUGCCUGAACUACUGAACUUGAUGAACGAACGCAACGAGAGCGCUCUACAUCUGGCUGUUUCAGCCAACCUGGUGGAAGUGGUUGAGGCUCUACUGCUGGCCGGGACUAAUAUCAAUGGCUGUGACUACCGUGGGAAUUCUGUACUGCACCGGGCUGUGGUAGAGGGCGCUAUCGAAAGCUUGAGCACUCUGAUGGAUCACUGCAAGCGAAUUGGAGCGCGCGUUGAUGUGACUAACGAUGACGGGGUGACGGCGCUCCACUUGGCGAUCAUGUGUAAGAAUCUGAAAAUUACCCGACUCCUGCUGGAUAGUGGGUGCUCUCACACGGUGCGGGAUCUGAAACACGGCAACAAUAUUCUUCACAUCUCUGUGGAAAGCGACUCUUUGGACAUGGUUAACUACAUUCUGGAAAAUGUAGACAAAACUCUUUCCGAGGAGCCUAAUAAUGCAGGCUACACCCCACUGCAGCUGGCAGGUGCCAGACACUUGACGAACUCGAAUAACAAACUGAUAAUAAAGGAACUGCUUCGAUUCAAUCCUAAAGGUAUGUUGGAGAAGGAAUCUUCAACCGAUGAGGACGAUGAAGAUUCGGAACAACCGGAAGCCCCUCUCACGCCCACUAGUUCCUCGUCAACGGAGAGUAUGCUGCUGUCGAUGAACCUAACAUGCGACCGGGGGGAAGUCGUUCGGAUACUUGAAGAGCACUCGGGUCCAGGUGAAGAAACGACCGAAUUAACCCCGCUGAAGAAUGUGCCCUACAAUUUAACUGUGGAGGAAACCGUCGAGGAGCACCCUUUUGAUGAGGAGUGUUUUUCACAGCUCUGUGAACUGCUGAAUCGUGAUCAAACGUGGAAGGAAGUGGGUGCACUGCUUGACUUCAACGCAUUUUUCAGUAUGUGGGAGCAGUCAGCGAAUCCCACCGGUAUGCUGCUGAAUUGCUUUGAGAUGCAGAAAAUGAAACUGAAUCAUUUGAUCGAGAUUCUACAGGCGCUGGACCAGAAGGACGCGAUCCAUCUAAUCGACGAAAUGGUAUGCCGCAAAUUGAAGUGAUCGCACUGGUCGAAGGAUCAAUCUGAAGAACAUCAGAGCUCUGCUCAUUAAUGCUAGUGAUUUUUUUUAUCAUUCACACAUCAAUGUGCACUUAAUUUUUUACAUUAAGUAGAUGAAACCAUGGUUAUAUUUUGGUAUAAAAAAAAAGUGUCUUUAUUUGUUUAUUACAUUUUCCUUUCCAGGCUGGUAGUUAUAUUUCAGUUUACGGUAGGUCAAUGUUAGUACCGCAGGCUGAACACGUGCUUCGAGCUAGUCGAACCUGUUUUUACCUCAUGUGCUUAGACGCGACAAAACACGUGCUUCAAGUGAACUCUGAAUCCAUUCGGAUCCAGAACGUUUACCGCAUACAAUUAACACAUUCCUGCAUGAGUCGUAUGAGUAUCAGUUUUUAUUCACACUUAGAAUAGCCCAUUCUUGGUUACUUCUUUUUCCACAGUGUGCUGCUAAGUCGCAGUCUGACAGGCUUCUAAUAUGUGCCAUUAUCUUGAUCUUUAUCAGUUAAAUCUUUUUUUAGAAUAUAAUAGUACACCUAUUUCUCACUGUUACCACCAGCUAGAAACGUGACUAAAAUUGUAAGAGGUUGUAACCGGUUGUGUCUGGAAAAGAUGUUGCUGAUCAUUACUGUAAGCGAAAUAAAC
Molecule: messenger RNA, 4192 nt
Organism: Wyeomyia smithii (pitcher-plant mosquito)
Lineage: Eukaryota; Metazoa; Arthropoda; Insecta; Diptera; Culicidae
Gene: Rel
Product: nuclear factor NF-kappa-B p110 subunit
Exons: 9
Coding region: 594-3554 (986 amino acids)
Biological process (GO): canonical NF-kappaB signal transduction; non-canonical NF-kappaB signal transduction; inflammatory response
Cellular component (GO): cytoplasm
Molecular function (GO): protein binding; DNA-binding transcription factor activity; DNA binding
Source: RefSeq, a predicted model, not a curated record